This is a messenger RNA of Musa acuminata AAA Group (dessert banana), 1838 nucleotides long. Its product is annotated as probable polyamine transporter At3g19553. The record is from RefSeq and is a predicted model, not a curated record. Gene Ontology annotation, biological process: transmembrane transport. Gene Ontology annotation, cellular component: membrane. Gene Ontology annotation, molecular function: transmembrane transporter activity. The transcript is spliced from 2 exons. Lineage: Eukaryota; Viridiplantae; Streptophyta; Magnoliopsida; Zingiberales; Musaceae. Bases 104 to 1642 code for a protein of 512 amino acids.
CUCCUGCUUCUUGGACAUCUCGUCGAAGGGAUCAACCUUGAAGGGAUCAGAAGAAAGAGGGAGUAGAGAGGGAGAGAGGGCUUGUCGGGGGUCCGUCUCUUGGAUGGGCGAGGCCUCUGGCGACGAUGAUUCCUCCUACCCUUUCUCCGUCACGACGCCGCAGCCGCCGCCGCCGCCGCCGCCGCCGCCGAAGAAGCUGUCGGUGCUCCCCUUGAUCGCCCUCAUCUUCUACAAUGUCUCCGGCGGCCCCUUUGGCGUCGAGGACUCCGUCUCGGCCGGCGGCGGACCCCUCCUAUCCCUCCUGGGCUUCCUCGUCUUCCCCUUCCUGUGGAGCCUCCCUGAGGCCCUCGUCACCGCGGAGCUGGCCGCUAGCUUCCCGGAGAAUGGUGGAUACGUGCUUUGGAUCUCCUCCGCCUUUGGCCCCUUCUGGGGAUUCCAGGAGGGAUUCUGGAAGUGGGCCAGCGGCACCAUGGACAACGCCCUCUACCCCGUCCUUUUCCUCGACUACCUCUGCCAGUCCCUCCCAUUCUUCGCCCGCCCGGCCGCCCGCACUCCGGCCCUCCUCGUCCUCACGGCAGGCCUGACCUUCCUCAACUACCGCGGCCUCAACAUCGUCGGCCUCGCCGCCGUCGCCCUCACCGCCUUCUCCCUCUCCCCCUUCGUCGUCAUGGCCCUUCUCGCCCUCCCCCGCCUCCGCCCCCGCCGCUGGCUCGCCGUGGACCUCAAAAGAGCUAACUUUAGAGGUUACUUCAACAUCAUGUUCUGGAAUCUCAACUACUGGGACAAGGCAAGCACCCUCGCCGGCGAGGUCGAGGACCCGAGCCGAUCCUUCCCCAAGGCCCUCUUCGGGGCCGUCAUCCUCGUGAUGGCUUCGUACCUGAUCCCAUUGCUCGCCGGUACGGGGGCUAUGGACGCGUCCAUCACCGAGGAGUGGAAAGACGGGUACUUUGCGCAGGUUGGGAUGGUGAUCGGGGGAGCGUGGCUCCGAUGGUGGAUCCAGGCAGCCGCGGCCAUGUCGAACAUGGGUUUGUUCGAGGCCGAGAUGAGCAGCGAUUCAUUCCAGUUGCUUGGUAUGAGCGAGAUGGGGAUGCUGCCGGCAAUAUUUGCAGAGAGAUCGAAAUAUGGCACUCCAACCAUUAGCAUCCUAUGCUCUGCAACUGGGGUCAUACUAUUAUCAUGGAUGAGCUUUCAGGAGAUUGUGGAGUUCCUUAAUUUCUUGUACUCAUUGGGAAUGCUUCUUGAGUUUGCUGCAUUCAUAAAACUCAGAAUAAAGAAGCCAGAUCUCCACAGGCCAUAUAAGAUUCCGGUAGAAACCUUUGGCGCAGUGAUUAUUUGUGUACCUCCCACUAUUUUGCUUGUCCUUGUUAUGUGUCUGGCUUCAAUGAGGACUUUUAUUGUGAGCGGGAGUGUUAUGCUUGGUGGGUUUCUUUUAUAUCCUGCUAUUGAGCACAUGAGGAAUAAAAAUUGCAUUAAGUUUCUCAACACAACUCUGCCACCUGAGGGUUGUUCCAACACUCCUCAAGUGCAAAAUCAGGAUGUUGUUGAUGAGGCUUCCGUAAGCUUUUUGCCAGACCAUUCCUGUGUCAAGAAGGAACUACAAGACCUUGAAAUUAAUUCAGAUGGGAUCUUGGAUAAGGAGUGAAAGAGAUUUCAACACUUCAAGUGCACUGAUCAACUUGAGUUAUCUAAGCCUUUAAUGUAACACAUUUAUGUUAAUAUGUAUCGUUAUAAUAAUUUUGGUACAGAGGAUGCAAAGUUUGGCAAAGGAUUUUACUUUCCUCUCUAUCUUUUACAUUUUUGGUUUCCAUCUAUAUCAAAAGUUAAACCCCCUUGCAUGA